AUGGCGUUCACAAUCAGGAGAACUCCAUUCACACCACGUCCAGAUGGUUUCAUUGACCAGGCCUUCCUCGAAGAUCUGUCCAAUCGCAUAGGAGAUGAUUGGAUACGAUUGGCUGAUUAUUUGAACGUUCGACGAAUCAGAAUCCAGGCUCUCAACAUAGACAGAGCCAAUAAAAAUCCAGCUAUGGACGUUUUGAUGACGUGGAUUAAAAGGAUGCCCAGAUCGGCCAAUAAGUUAUCGAUAUUAAUGGAAGCGCUAUCGUCGUGUGGUCGUCGAGACUUGAGCAACAUGCUGAUGGAGAGAAGGAAUGAUGAAAGGAAGAAGUCACCGCUCUAUAGUAAAGAAGCAAGAUUGGAACGAGCAAUAAGAACAAUCAGCGCUUACUCGCAUCUCAUUUACGAUUGGCAUCUGCUUUGCCAAAGAUUAAACAUAAGCGAUGACGUUAUUCAGAGUCUUCAGAACCGAUACAACAACACGAGUAAUAGAUGCCAUCGAGCCAUCACUUACUGGGCAGAGAUGUCUGGUGGUGGUUGUAGUGAUGACGUUGGCGACGAAGUGAUAUCAUUGAAAAAGAUUACCACCGAUGAGAAAGCCAAUUGA
This is a messenger RNA of Helobdella robusta, 600 nucleotides long. RefSeq lists its product as hypothetical. NCBI's taxonomy places the organism in Eukaryota, Metazoa, Annelida, Clitellata, Rhynchobdellida, Glossiphoniidae. Gene Ontology annotation, biological process: signal transduction. The coding region runs from base 1 to 600 and encodes 199 amino acids. The record is from RefSeq and is a predicted model, not a curated record. Gene Ontology annotation, molecular function: protein binding. The transcript has 5 exons.